Molecule: messenger RNA, 1165 nt
Organism: Neltuma alba
Lineage: Eukaryota; Viridiplantae; Streptophyta; Magnoliopsida; Fabales; Fabaceae
Product: gibberellin 3-beta-dioxygenase 1-like
Exons: 2
Coding region: 1-1023 (340 amino acids)
Source: RefSeq, a predicted model, not a curated record
AUGGCCAGUACUCUGUCCGAAGCGUACAGAGACCACCCGCAAUAUCUGCAUCAUAUUAUGCCCAUAGACUUUUCUUCAGUUCGCAGCCUGCCGGAUUCGCAUGCAUGGCCUCAAACAGUCGACAACGACGGCCGAUCCGGGCCGUCGUCGUCGAUACCCGUGAUUGAUCUCAUGGAUCCGAAUGCUGUGGAGCUGAUAGGGCUUGCAUGCGAGGAGUGGGGUGCGUUCCAAUUGAAGAACCAUGGGGUGGCGUUGAGGCUUCUGGAAGAGGUAGAGGCGGAGGCAAAGAGACUCUUCGCUUUGCCUGCGAAACAAAAGCUAAAGGCUUUGAGAUCGCCGAACGGAGCCACUGGUUAUGGACGAGCAAGAAUAUCGCCUUUCUUUCCCAAGUAUAUGUGGCAUGAAGGGUUCACUAUCAUGGGCUCUCCUUUCCAAGAUGCCAAGCAGAUUUGGCCUCACGACUACGCACCGUUUUGUGAAUUGAUGGAAGAUUAUCAGAAGCAAAUGAAAGUGUUGGCGGAGAAGCUAACAGGCAUGAUCUUGAGAUACCUGGGGACUUCUGAGGAAGAAGCCAAGUGGCUGGGGUCAGGUGGAAACACAGGAGCGGUUCAGUUGAACUACUACCCGCGUUGUCCCGAACCGAACCGAGCCAUGGGUCUAGCCCCUCACACAGACACGUCCCUCUUCACCAUACUCCACCAGAGCCAGACCAGAGGCCUGCAAAUCUUCAAGGACCAGGCAGGUUGGGUUCCGGUGCAGCCAGACCCACGAGCACUUGUGGUGAACGCCGGCGACCUGCUUCACAUAAUAUCAAACGCCAGGUUUCCCUGUGUUCUUCACAGAGUGAUAGUGAACAGGGUUGAGCAUCGAUACUCUGUGGCUUAUUUCUAUGGGCCACCUCUGGAUUACGUGUUGUUGCCUUUGGCCGAGGAAGCACGUUUUCGCGGCGUCACAGUGAAAGAGUAUAUCGGGAUUAAGGCCAAGAAUCUAGGGAAAGCACUGUCUUUGAUUAGCACUAAUUAAGAUUCAUUCUCAUCAGCUUUAUAAUCAUUUCCUAAUAAUCCUAUCAUCACUUCUGUAGUCUUUGGAUGGGGUUUCUCUUUUAGACUAUUAUCCACUUUAGUUUGUUCAAAAUCAGAUAUGCCAAGUUAGAUUUUUCUAUAUA